GUCUCUUUCAGACUCGUUUUCGCAUCAUUGGUUGAGUCUCCGAGAGAGACACUAUAGAGUUCGUCGUCCGGUGUCGAACGUUCGAGCACGUUUCCGCCGCGACGAUAACAUCAGUACUUUCUAAUAUUCACAUUGACGACUUUGCCGCCAUCACCGGAGACAUAUCACCAUCUCUCCGUCAGGCUGCCGAAUUCUCACCGGAGGACGAUUGAAGGCUGAUUACGUCAUCAUGGACGCUGGCAGUCUCUCCCGGAUGUCUCAGACUCCUUCUUUCCACCAGGCGCAUGGCUUGGCCAUGAGCUCUGGCCUGGCGUCUCGCAGGGGAGGUCAGAACAUCAAGCCGCUUUCGUUCGAGGCUUUGAAAUCGCAGCCUGAACGCGACAACGGGGUGCCAACUCCUCGCACCAGCCGGUCGCAUUUGCUGGCCGGUCUUCGUACGGCUCCCAAGUCUUCGACCGCCACGAGCUUUCCGAACCUUCCUUCCCCGACAACGGCUGCUCCGCAGACUCGUAAUCGCAAUUCGAUGCUUCCUGGCAUGUACGACAAUGCCACGCUGUACAACGGACCGAAGACGUCAAUGCCGCGCUUUGCGUCGCAGCAGCAUCAGCAGCAUCAACAGCACCAGCAGCCACAGCACCAGGGGUACAACAAUCAGAUGAUGGGGUUCAACCAGCAAUACACGGCUGAGCAGGUUCUAGCGCCCCCGCAGCUCGAAUUGGACGAGGUUCAGGAACCCAUUGAUCCCAACCUGCACGCCCGGCUGCUGUACACGAAUGCGUACUUGUCGGAGCAGCAGCAGCGUCUUCAGCAGCAGCUUAGAGUCCUCCAGGCGGCGGCUCAGCAGUUCCAGACUCUGAACAUUCACGGGCAGCCUCAGAUGAUGCAAAUGUACCAGCAUCAGGGCAUGAUGGCUCCAGCCACGCCCCAGCAAAAUGUCUACACCGUCUACGAUCCUGCGACGGGCCAGCACGCCAUGUACAUGGACCAGAACCAGGCUCAGGUUCAGGCGCAAGCGCAAGCGCAGGCCCAGGCACAAGCUCAGCUCAACGCUCAGCUGACGGCGCAGCUUCAUGCUCAGCUCGCCAACCUCAAUCUCAACCAAGCUCAGCUGGCCAGCAUGUAUGGAAAUGUGCAGCAACCGGCUGUAGGCACUCCUCGUCUGCAGGUUUCGCCUCCUCCUUCGGACCCGAACAAGUCAAGCUUCCGGAUCCCGACACCGCCCCGCCAGUACGAAUCUCAGGGCGACACUUCCAGCCCCUUGCCGCCGCCGAGCGCCAAUGCGUUCCGCCGUGGUCAUAAGAAGGCCCCGUCGCUCUCCAACGGGAACAGGGCGGCUCACUUGUCGAUUGCGACGAACGAGGAACCGCCCAGGUCAGCGGGCCCGAGGACCGCUUCCUUCCCACUCACACCCCUGACUGCUGGCUAUGGACCUGGCCAGGGACGAGCUGGCGAGCACCCAAUUCGCCAGCCGCGAAACCCGCCGUCGCUGGAUGAGCUGAAGUCGAAGCCCACGGCCAAGCAUGAAGGAAGCAAGAACUUUGUCACGCGUACCCGUCGCUCUGCUAUCAACAAUCUCGUGCGAGCCGGUCUCGAGAGGCGCAAGGAAGCCCGGAGCUCUGGAAGUAUUAGUCCUAUUUCGGAGAGCACCGAAGAGCUUGUCGAGACGCCCAUGACCGAUAACGACAGCGACUCGGUUCGUAGUGGGUCCGGCAGCCUGGUGGAUCGCGACGAUGCCGAGUGCAGUCUUCCUAGCUCGAGAACUAGCACCGGUAGCUGGGGCGCUAUUGGAUCCGACCGGCCCAGCUCGCGCCAGAAGACCGACCGUGGUAGCGCGGCUUCCUCGGACUCGGAGAGCGCCCGGGAGCCGGGCAGCUUCGCCAGCCUCCUCAAGAACAGCAACCGGGCCGCCAAGCCAGAGGGCGAGGUUCAGCGCAAGGCGCCGAGGCUCGUCUUGACGAGCGCUGAGAGGCGGAAGCUGGCUGCCUAGACAACAACAUGAGUUGGAAGGGGGUGAAGAAACCUGCAUCUCACGCGAAUUCACGAUUAUGUCCAUGUCUUUUCACCAUUGUCCGCGUCUGGACGGACCCGAGACCGGGUUGCGGCGCCUCCUACGGUCCGGGCUGCUCCUCCGGCGGCAUGGCUUUACGAAAGUUGUCUCUUGCCCUUCUUAACACGACAGGUACCUGACGUUUCACAAUUCAAUUUACGUUCGGGGAGCCCUGGCCUUUCU
Chaetomium strumarium is the source of this 2230-nucleotide messenger RNA. RefSeq lists its product as uncharacterized. NCBI's taxonomy places the organism in Eukaryota, Fungi, Ascomycota, Sordariomycetes, Sordariales, Chaetomiaceae. The record is from RefSeq and is a predicted model, not a curated record. The transcript has a single exon. Bases 230 to 1987 code for a protein of 585 amino acids.